[Candida] anglica is the source of this 1503-nucleotide messenger RNA. Lineage: Eukaryota; Fungi; Ascomycota; Pichiomycetes; Serinales; Debaryomycetaceae. The record is from the annotation of a GenBank genome assembly.
AUGCCAGCUGUUAAAUCCUUAAUUGCUCGGUUUGAUAAUCCCGUCAGGGAUAUAACCGUGAAAAAUGAAACUGGUGGUGGGAAUACCGACAGAGAAUUGGUAUUUCUUCCUCAACCUCACAUUGAAGCCCCCACUUCACCUGCAGAUGUCGAAUUAUUGAAGUGCACUGAGGACAUAUCAAAAAUAUUAAAAGAGUUGAAGAACUAUACACAAGUACACAAAGUGAAUCCUGAUCUGCCAACAAUAACACAUACAUUUACACAAGUUUCCCCCAGAAGAAAUAAUGGUCCCAUAAAUAGAAAAGAUUUAGUUACGUCUUCUCAAAGAAGCAAGUCGAGUAGAGUUAUUGAUAUCACUGAAGAAACACCAAUUCAAGAAAUAACUACAAACUCCAAUAAGGAUUUACCUCAACUACCUAGAACACCACCAGGCAGAUCUACAUGGAAGGCUAUCACUACUCGUGAAACUACCAUAUAUUCUUCGACUAAUAGAACUAAUUCUGGGUCUGCAGAUCUGUUAUUUUAUACACCGAUAGCAGAAGAUAAUAGCCCAGAUAUUUCACAGUAUUCUACUGUACUUGACGAAUAUUUUGAUGUUUUAGGGCCAGAGGGGACCCAAGCAGUUCCACCACCACCUUCGAAUGAAAAAUUAAGGAGACUACUUAAAAAAAGACGACAUGAUGGACAAGAUUCUGUUCUUCGUCUGAAUCGAAAUACAUUAUCUACAGAUAUCGCAAACGCUCAAUACGGAACACCAGGACAACCUCCUAAUCAUAGUAAUGCAAAUUUAUGGAAAACAGAUGAAGAUUUAAUAUCAAUUAACUCGUUAAGGUCGCAUUCGAAUAAUGAUUUAGGGUUUCAAAGCGUUCCAAGCUUAGUUCUGUUCGAAAAAAAGAGUGAUGAACUGGCUAUUCUGAUAUCUACACCAGAAGGGCAAACUAAUAACAUACAGUAUAAACCAGAGAUACCCCAAAUAUCUAUUAAAGGAAUAGACGAAAGAAGGUAUGUCACCAAAAUUGAAGAUACAUUAAGUAGACUGACAACUUUGAGCAAAGGAAGAAAACGCUACAGUACUGGUAGAGUAUGGAACAAGAUGAAGAGAAUAUUUGCAGCCAGAAAAUCAAAUAUUGAAAAAUUGAGAAAUGGAUUGUCUUCGUUACCAACUGGUACUAAUAACAACAAAAACAUUCCACAGCAGAGUACCGAUGAUAAGUCAACUGAAAAGGUGAGUGAGGUUGCAAAGGAAAAACGAACAGCCGAAAUUGGUAUACAAACAGAUCCGAUGUCACUUGAGACUGCUUUUGAAAUGGCAAGAUUAUCGAUCAAAUUUGCGAAUGAUAGACAGACUAUGAAUGAGAAAAUGAUAUCAUCCAACAGUAAACCAUUGCCACCAUUGCCACCGCCACAUGCAACCAGAAGAUCUUUUCUUAAAAAUGAAUGGAUUAAUCGACAUGGAAGUUUACUGACAUUUGUAAAUCUUAUUGAUAAUGCAUUUCAUCUUUAA